UUGUCCGUGUCAUUUUUCAACUGGGGAAGAGAACGAACGAGCGCCCUGCAACUCGGCGGCGACCGCUGUUCGGGGAAGAGGGAAGGCGAUGGAGAAAGCGCUGAGAGUGUACGGCGAAGUGCUGAGGCUCGUGCGGCGGUUACCCGAGGACACGCGGCCUUACUACGCCAAGUACGCCCGCGAGAACUUCGUCAACUACCGAGAAGUCGACGCCGGCGACCCCAAGGCCCUGGACGAGCUCUUCCGCCGAGCUUACGACCACUCGAUCUGGGUCCUCAACAAGUACUCGGUGGAGGAAUCUGCUGCGCAUAGGCUCAGGGAGAUCUGCUUCGGUUGAUGAAUCAAGUACGUUCAUUUGCUAACCAGUCCGUGUUAUUGUGCGAGUUGAUCGAUGCUCGCGAACGCGGCGAUUGGAGAGCUCAUGUAGUGUUUUGCGGUCGAUAGAGCCGAGGUGAUGUUUGGAUUUGAAAAGCCGUGGUUAUCAUGCCUCGGUGGAUGCAAAUUUUGAUACUUUGCGAUAAAGUUUUGUCAGGUCUGUCGAGAGCUAGCUAGAUAAUGAAUUGUUAACAAUGUCAAGGAUAAGAAAUAAAGAAUGCUGUUGUUAAAGGGGAAAAAAGCAGUGUCAAUCGCCAUACCGGCUUCCAUAACUGCCUUAUAUGACAACUUAUUCUCUGGCUGCAUUUGUUU
This is a messenger RNA of Syzygium oleosum, 687 nucleotides long. RefSeq names its product LYR motif-containing protein At3g19508. Bases 89 to 337 code for a protein of 82 amino acids. NCBI's taxonomy places the organism in Eukaryota, Viridiplantae, Streptophyta, Magnoliopsida, Myrtales, Myrtaceae. The record is from RefSeq and is a predicted model, not a curated record. The transcript is spliced from 2 exons.